CCAGGGCUUGGCAGAUCCCAGGCACCAGGGAGGCACAUGACUGUGGCGCCUAGACUAGGAUAUUCAGAGGCGGAGUUAUUUAAUGGAGUCCUCAUUUGUUCCUGCAUAAGAAUUCAGCUGUCCUAGUUCCCCCAGCGGUAAAGCCUUCGGAGGCAGUCGAAAGCAAAAGACACCUUGCCUGCAGGAGAGGACAGGAUGAGGCCCUUCCUGGGUCAGCAACAGCAUCGCUGAAAUCAACACCUCCCAGAAAGCAACAACAACCCAAAACAGGCUCCAUCGAUCUUCGGCUUCAAAGGAGAGGGCUUAACCUACAAUGGCGAUUUCUUGUCAAGGAUCUCCUCCAUGUGGGCGACAAAGUAUUUGUAAGCAAGGCCAGUGAGGCUCCAGUCCUAGGCAGACACAGAAGGGGAAUCAGCCCCCAGCACUUCACAGAACUCCUCCCUCUCUUUUAUUAUUGGAGACUAGCCAUUGCAAGAGUAGAGGUGACUUUUAUACACAGCAGGCUUUAUCGCGGGUUUACUGGGAGGCUUUACUGCGAACUCAAAGUUGUCUCCCAAACCCGAUGCAAAUAAUGGAUUUCUUUUAACCUGGAUAUAAAUCAGGCUACAUGCUAACACUCUGUGAAAAACCCGAAUUGUGUGUGAACUGCUUCCUGACUUCGGAGAAAACCUGGCCAAUUUGCGAAUGCACCCCCUCCAUUCUGGAGGAGAUAAACCAGCAGGCAGAAGACAGACAGCACAGCAGUCUGGAACCAGAAGAGAUCUGUCAGCCAGCAGUUCUGCUUCAGAGUUCAGAAGCUGGAGGGACUGCAAGAUGCGUUUCCACUUUCUUGGGAUUCUUCUGCUUUUUCUGCACACUGCUCAUUCACAGGGAGAUACAGAAAUACCACAACAGUUAACCCAGGUGUGGGCAUCUCCUGGAGAGACCAGAAAUAUCACCUGUGACCUUCCAGAUGGAGAUGCUGUGUGGAAAACGAUGUGGUACAAAGAGGAGCAGGAUGGAAGCCUGCACAUGAUUGAACCAAGUUAUGAGGAGAUAAAAGCAGGAGCAAAGGUCCGUAAAGCCAUUCUGACCCUCAGGAAUAUACAAAGAAAACACUCUGGGAUUUAUUAUUGUGCCACAAUAAUCAAUAAAACACCCAGAAUCCUGAAAGGGACGAGGCUCAUCAUCAGAGGAAUCCCUAGCCUCUCCAUCCUGGCACCUUCCUCCUUGGAGGGGGCUCCAUUUAAUCACAGUAUCCCCCUGCUCUGCCUUGUCUUUGAUGCACACCCUGACUGGGAUGAAGUAUCCUGGAAUAUCAAUGGGGAGAGAACUCGGGACCAGAAGGACGCUGACAUGGUCGAUGGAGAAGGAGUCUUCAGCAUUUGGAGUUUGAAGUUGAUGCCUCCAGAGUUCUGGACCGAAGGGAUUUCUUACUCCUGCUCCAACCAAGAGAACAGAAACAUCAGUGCUGUGGUACCCACAAACACAGUGCCCACAGACACAGGAAACUGCACCCCCAUUUUGUAUAUUGGGCUACCCUCUAUUCUCAUCCUCCUAUUGAGCAUCACAGCCAUGGUCUUCAUCUUCAGAAAGCAUCUUGCCAAAGGGAAUGGAGAAAAGACAGACACCCGGAUACCUAUGGCAGAGGCCCCACAGACCGAUUAUGCGGAACUCCGUUGCAGGAACUGAAAUGUGGGCGAAAGGGAUGGAUACCGUCUAUGGGCUGAAGUACAUGUUGCUUUUAAAAGAAGGAAAGACACAAGGAAGAAAAGCAAAGUCCAGAGUUGGUUGUCAUUUUCAGCAUGCUAAAUGUUGAUGCUUGUAUUAAACACAAACUUUUCUGUA
This is a messenger RNA of Hemicordylus capensis (graceful crag lizard), 1827 nucleotides long. RefSeq lists its product as uncharacterized. The transcript is spliced from 7 exons. Lineage: Eukaryota; Metazoa; Chordata; Lepidosauria; Squamata; Cordylidae. The record is from RefSeq and is a predicted model, not a curated record. The coding region runs from base 685 to 1671 and encodes 328 amino acids.